AGGCUACAAUGUCUAUAACUCCUCCAUCCCACUACCUUUGGCCAAAGUAGGUCACUGUUCCUUUAUUUCCUUCAAAGUGCAAGAGGCAAGAGUGACUGGACUGUCCUGGAGGAGGGUGCAUUUUUAAUGAGACAAUCAGAAUUAUGGCUCCAUAUGAAGUAGAGCGGCUAUUUCAAGUUAAUUAAUUGAAUUUCCGUGAAAACUGUCAAGAUUAAAGUGAGUAGGGCAUAGUGGACAGCAAAAAUGGCCGAAACAUCAAAAGAAAACGUCAUUAAUAGAACAGUUUUCUCUAGUUCCACAAUGGUCGAAUGAUUCACAAAGACGACGUCUGAAUGGUACCUAUGGUAACAAGAAGUUCAGAGCGUUUCUUGCACUUUCUCAUCUGGAAGGGCAAUAAAGCUAGACUAAAAGGACUGCAAAUGAUUCCGUGAACAAAAUUCAUGAAAAGUCCAACAUGUGUCCUGUGUUGGUCUCCCUGGAGCCUGUGCCAACCUCUGCACGUCUAAUCGUAGCUCCCCCCACUCCAACUGCACGCCCUCAUGAGGCUGGUGUCCAGGUAAAGUCAGGGCCAUGUCCAAAGGCCAGCGCCAGUCAGAGGCCCACAGGCCAGGAGAGAGGAGAGGGGACCAGCGUCUGCGUCCAGACCCAGGCCCUGCCAAGCAACUCCUCCAUCUCCGCUGAGCAGUUCAAACACCUGCUCCAGUCUCUGCUGCCCUCUCUCUCCCCACCCCAGUACAAUGCUCUUAUGGCUAAGGUUAUGAGGAGGGAAGGUCGUGUGAGUAUGAACUACCAGGACUUCAAUAGGGGCCGUUUCAGUGACUGUCCACCGCACAGCCAGAGAGUGGGAGCAAGGUCCAGGAGUAGCAGUGUAGCAGAGCAAUCCACCCGCACUCUACAUGAGCUCCAGCAGGGCCUCAAACAUCAGAUCGGAGCCAACCUGAAGGGAGUCAUGCGAGCCCUCAGACUCUACGACUACAACCGUGACGGGCAGAUCCAACGGCACGAACUCCGCCGCCUCCUGGACAACCACUUACCCAUGAGCGACGCAGAGUUCAAGAGACUUUGGUCCUACUACUACCCUAACAACUUUUCCAUGAUGCCCUACAAAGAGUUCCUGAUGAAGCUGGGUAUUAACUGUGAGAUGUACACCAAAUUUGUCCCACAGCCCAGAAGCUUAGUGGUGGAUUCACAGGCUUCAGAAGAGGACACCAAAAGGCGUGAGAAAGAAACACCAUAUCCUGUGACCCCAGAGCAGACCCAGGAAGUGUUUCUGAAUAAGAUGCGGCAGAGCUACAGUGAAGUGUGGCGCGUGCUUCUGGCCUUUGAUGUCACCUGCUCCGGAGUCCUGCCACUGGAAGACCUGCACUCCAUCAUCAACAACUUCCUGUUUCCCAUGAGUCUGUGCACUUUUCACAGCCUCCUGCGACGACUUGGUGUGCGGUCCUCUAAAACUGUGCAUUGGAAAAACUUUAUGACGACGGUCAGAGAUACUGCCCAACGGGAAGCCAAGCCGAAACAGGACAAAGACAGCACUGAUCAGAGACCCUCUGCACCUAGUAGGACCACCAGUCAGAGAGAGAUGAGAGAAUGUUCUUCAGACCAGGCAUGUAACAGUACAGUACCACAGAGCCAUGUACCAUCAGGCUUAGUGCGUGUGUGUGUGUGUGAUUGGUAUGUAUGCUUUCAGGUUGAGCAAAAGGAUGAAAGAAAAGCUGUGAGAACUGCAUGGACUGAAAAGUCAACCUUGGAAGCUGCCACAUGGACUACAGUAGAGGGGCUGCUGAGGGACAAACUGAGCAAGUCUUCUGCGGCUGUGAACUUGGCUCUGGGCCAGCUGGACCGGCGAGGCAGAGGGACUGUCCGUCAGGAGGAGCUCAGAAAGGUCAUCCGGCAGCAUGGCCUACCUCUGUCGGACCAACACUUCAACGGGCUAUGUGAACUUUGCACCGAGUCUGGCAGGGUUCGAUACAAGCACUUUCUACAACGCUUAGGGGUGCCUGCCAGUGACAGAGGGACAAACAGCAAUCUGAAGACUCAGUGCGCAAAAGACAGGAGGGAGUCCUCCUCGGGUCCCCAUGCAAAGGAAGCUGAUGAUCUCUUGUGGAGGCUCAAAGAGAGGCUCAACCUCAUCUCCCUCACCCUUAGCGACUGCCUCCCCCCGGCAGCGACCAAACCCAGCGGAACCCUGACUGUGUCGGAAUUCAAGAAGAUAUUGCAGGACUACAGGUUAUCAGUGGAUGAAAGGCAGUUGCAGACCCUGGGCUUUAUGGAUGGGAAAAUCUUCUGUUCAGAGCUCCUGAGUAAAUACUCUGGGAGUUUGGCCUCGCAUCAGAGGAGAGCCGCCCCAAUGCUGAAUAAACCAGAGGCCAAGGCUCCAGCCAGACUCCUCACUGCUGAGGAUUGCCUCUCUCUGAUGUCGGACAGAAUCACAGAGGUCCAUGGGAGCCUUCUCUCGGCUUUCCGCCUCAUGGACAAAGACCGGGACAGUUUUGUAUACCCAUGUGACUACCAGCAGCUCCACAAGACCCUGGGUUUCAUCACUACGGACCCUCAAUACAAUCGCCUGCUGCGACUGCUGGGGUUCAGCCCUGGCAAAAGACUUAGCUAUCCUGAGUUCCAGAGCAUUGUCCAAUCAAAGGGCAAGAAACUAGCUCUGCAGCCAGCCAAUGGACUCGAACAGCUUCAUCAGACUCUGGUUACCAAUGCAAUCUACAGAUGGCCUGAGAUGUCCAGGAAGCUGAGUCACUAUGGAGAUGAUGGAGUCCAAAUUGUUUUAAAGAACGAUUUCAAAAACCUGGUUUUCUCAUUUGGCCUCCCAGUCACACCAAAGGAACUUCAAGCGCUGUGGUUGAGAUAUGAUCCUACUGGCAAAGGCUACAUCAUCCUCUCCGAGUUUCAGGAGAAGUUGAAGUUAGACCCUACAAAUGAAAUCAGUAGACCAGUGCAUGUCAUUUCUUUCAACUCAGCCAAUCCCAGACCUGGUCAGUCAGGGGUAUCGCUGAAGGACAUUGGGGACCUGAUCAGGCGCCAUUACCAUGAGAUAAGCUCGGCUCUGUCCCGCCAGGAGAUGGGGAGGGAUGGGAGAGUGCGACUGGAGGACCUGCUCCGUGUGCUUCAGCAACAUGGCUGCAGUGUGGAGAGAGAGCAGCUCACCCAGCUCCUACACAGUCUGAAGGUGAAAGUGGUGGCUGGGGGUCUGCACUGGCUGAACUUCCUGAGGGCGUUUGAGCUGGGCCCAGCACAGCAGCUGAAGGCAGGCUGCUCCACCCCCUCACCCUCUCCCACUGAGAACCUGGAGGCGCUGAGCCCAGAGAGAGCCAUCCAGAGAAUCAGCGAGCUGGUCACCACCUCAGUACACACACUCCACAAGGUGUUCUCAUCAUUUGAUCGCGAUGGUCGUGGCACGCUUUCCUCGUUGGAGUUCCGUCGGGUUCUGGAAUUCUUCUGUGCCAGGCUGUCGAACUGCCAGUACCGGUGCCUGCUCAGCCGACUGGUGCUGGACUGGGAGAACAACGCUGUGUGCUGGAGAAAUUUCCUGCACCAGUUCAAUCUCAACAGCAAGGCACCAGAGAGAAAUUUGAUCAUAGAGACGAAAGCUUACACCCCUUUCCAGUUCCAAUCUCUGCCGGACAGCGAGAUUUUGGAAUAUGUGCAUGGGGUUGUCUCUGAGCGUCUCUUCUCCAUCACCAUGGAGAUGGUGGACAUGGACCCCACUAACUGUGGUACCAUCAGUAAAGACGAUUUCAGGGACAUCUCUGACCACAACCUCCACUUCCUCUCACCUGAGCAGUUUGAGUGGCUGUGGGAGCAGCUGCCUCUGACGGAGCGCGGUGAUCUGGACUACCGAACUUUUCUGAAGUGCUUCAGUGCGGCGGAGCCCUGUCUCUCACCAUCCCCAGCACCACCAUCAGUGCCUGAUAUCGCCACGAGUCCUGUGGAUGUCCAGGCACCACUCCUCCCACCACGACCCAAGACUGCGCUCUGUGGCUCUCACAUCUCCAAGUUUGAGCGGGGCCAGAGGCGCCGGCCUCGCUCCUGCCCCCUGCUGGACUGCGGGGCCACGGAGCGACGCAUCCAGGGCCGCGUGCGCUGCUGCUGGAAGGAGAUCCAUUGGCGGUGCAGGCUGGAGGACCAGCAGCGGUGUGGCCAGAUCAGCCAGCGCAGCUUCAUGGAAAUCCUUAAGGACCUGCACAUCGACCUAGCAGACCAAGAGUUUAAGCAGCUGGCCUUGAAGUAUGACAUGCAGGAGAGCGGGCAGGUGUCCUACCCAGACUUCCUGCGCCACUUUGUGCUUUUCCUGCGUCCUCAGCCCAAACAGGCCUUUGAGCAGCCAAAACUCCCCACAAUCAACAUGCAGACAUUGGACAUAAUGAGUGAUCAGUCUGCUGAGGCCCUUCUGAGGAUGAAUGAAUCCGUCCAACAGUGCUGGAGGUCCAUGAGACAGAGCUUUGCAGUGCAGGACCACGACCGCAAUGGGACUAUAUCCUUACCAGUCUUCAGGAAGGUGCUGCGGCAGCACAGAGUAAAUCUCUCGGAGAAUGAGUUCCUCCAUCUCGCGGCCUGCUUUGAGAAAGAUGCUGGUGGGAGGAUAUCCUACAACGAUUUUCUCCGCACCUUCCUGGGAUGAGCGCCAAUCUUGUCUCCAGGUGCUGGCGAAGCCGAUAUACGGCAUGUUUACACGCACACACACACACACACACACACACACACAUGCACACACACACACUGCUUUCUGAUAGAUGAGACCCCACACUGUGAUAUCCAGUCCUGCUAAUGCUAUUUAUCCACUUUUAGCCAGGGGCAGAAUCAAAACCCCACUAAAACAAAGAAAGACAGGCAUUUUCAUUAUCAGCAGUCCUAUUCCAUAUUUUACAGAUUAAGUAAAACACUAUGACAGGCAAUCUGAAUGACUACGACCUGUUUCCUUGCUUUAAAAAAACUAAACAAAACACUUCUUUUGAGCGCGAAUUUGCUACAGUGCAUUAGCGGAUGAUGCAUCGGCCUCCAUCCCCUUAAAACUCUUAAGCGCACGCGGCGCUGUUGGGUGUUAAACAGCCCUAAAAUGCCAUAAACUCAGCCUUUGUUGAGUUGAGUCAGAGGCAGUGAAAGAGGGAUGACAGCAAGACAGAGGGACGUUUGUCAUUUGCGAGAGCGCUCCAGUUUUUACGAGGGAGAGACAAAAAAGGGAGACUGACAGCAGAGGACAUUUACAGCAAAAUGGAAUGAAGAGGAAGGAGAGGUGAGGUGAGAGGGGGCGAGGCGAAGAGGAGACGAAGAAGGGGAAAAAGGGAUAAGUGAGGAAAAAUAAAGAUAGGUAAGGAGAGGAAGAAAGAGGAGAGCGGAGAAGGAAAGGGGGAUGAAAACGGAGAAGGGAAGAAAGGGAAAGAGGACGGGAAGAACGAGCAGAGGAGAGACUUUGUUUUAAUGGAACAGUAAGAGCCAGCCUAGAAAGAAAUUAUACUCCAUCCCCCAGGAUUACUUGUGUAAUUAUUUGAACGAAGGAUUUCAUUAGAAUGUGUAGAGGUGUGGAAAAGUGAGAGAGCAGGGAGAGAGACUGUGUCGGGUUCUCGCGGCCGCAAAUUAAGUUUUUGUCCGCGUUUGGAUAAUUGAUAUGAAAUUCAGAUCCCUUUGAUAAGAACAAAGGAGCGAGUAUGAGAUAAAGUUUCCCCACCGCACCUCUCGCAUAGUGUGUGUGUGUGUGUGUGUGUGUGUGUGCGUGUAAGCAUGUGUGUGUGUGUGCACCUCUCGCAUAGGGGGAAGAAACAGAAUCUGGGGAGAAAUAGCCAACUUUGAGAGGAAAAAAAGAAAAUGUUCAUGUGUGUGCACAUAUGUGUGUGUGUGUGUGUGUGUGUGUGUGUGUGUGUGUGUGUGUGAAUGAGAGAUAGGAAAAAGGAGACAGAAUCGAGGAGUACGGAUAAGGUUUAAUUUAAUUUGUGUAAAUGAUAUCUCUGAGAACUGAAUGCGUGGAGUUUUAAGAAAGUUACAGCUCCUGUUUGGCCUCGGCUCCCACCGAGGCCGACCACAGCAACUUGUUUUGUCUUCAUCGCAUAUACAGAGCUUUUAGAAAAUAUCUCACAUCAUUCAUCGGAAAUGAAUGAAAACAUUUCAGUAGUCAAUCUCCGACGUCGAUGGCACGCAAACACAAAAGAUUGUCACACAAAUAGCAAAAAAAAGGAAAAUAAAAA
Messenger RNA from Clupea harengus (Atlantic herring), 6185 nucleotides. Its product is annotated as EF-hand calcium-binding domain-containing protein 6-like. Lineage: Eukaryota; Metazoa; Chordata; Actinopteri; Clupeiformes; Clupeidae. The coding region runs from base 455 to 4627 and encodes 1390 amino acids. Gene Ontology annotation, cellular component: nucleoplasm. Gene Ontology annotation, molecular function: calcium ion binding. The transcript has 30 exons. The record is from RefSeq and is a predicted model, not a curated record.